AUGCCUCGACGCGACUUACCGCGAGAGGAGCCUGUGGGCGGGCACCGGAACGUGGGAUUCUUUCGUCCCGGUAUCGUUCCUUGCACGCGCGACCUUUGCGGAAGCAUGAGUGUGGAUUGGAUUGGCUAUGGUUAUGCUGCAUUGGUCGCCUCCGGUGGAAUAGCUGGCUAUGUAAAAGCAGCUAGUGUCCCUUCCUUAGCUGCUGGUCUCCUCUGUGGUGGGUUAGCAGGAUUGGGUGCUUAUCAGCAAUCAACGGAUCCAAAGAAUAUUUGGCUUUCUCUGUCUGCAUCUGGAACCCUGACUGUCCUGAUGGGAAUGAGAUACUAUAACUCUAGGAAAUUUAUGCCUGCAGGGUUAAUUGCUGGUGCCAGUCUAUUAAUGGUAGGCAAACUUGGACUACAGAUGUUGGAAAAACCUCUUUAGCCAUAAUUGCAACAACAUAAGUGCAACAGCAAGCAGAAAGAGGCCUACAGAGACAAUGCCUAUUCAGAACAAAACUGAAGACAAAAUGCUUUUUAAAAUUGUACAAUUUGCAAAGUUUUUAAACUUCAAAAUCUGCUCAGUUUUGUAAAGAGUCAGUCAUUACAUGUAUGCAUUUCUUGUCAUAACCCCAAACGUUUUAUGAUGAUGAACAUGAGAAAUGCGGUAAACAGUGCUGCUAAUACCUUGUAGGAAAUACACUUAAUUUUGUGUUAUCAUAUUUCCAAGCUGAAGUUCAUCUCUGUGUAUAUCUGUAUGUAAGGUGUUCCACUCAAAACAAAAAUUAUUAAAUGUCUAAAAGCCUUUUGAA
Messenger RNA from Protobothrops mucrosquamatus (brown spotted pit viper), 790 nucleotides. It is a transcript of the gene TMEM14C, whose product is annotated as transmembrane protein 14C. The record is from RefSeq and is a predicted model, not a curated record. Gene Ontology annotation, biological process: regulation of heme biosynthetic process. The transcript is spliced from 5 exons. Bases 1 to 423 code for a protein of 140 amino acids. Lineage: Eukaryota; Metazoa; Chordata; Lepidosauria; Squamata; Viperidae. Gene Ontology annotation, cellular component: mitochondrial membrane.